Bufo gargarizans (Asiatic toad) is the source of this 1636-nucleotide messenger RNA. Its product is annotated as THAP domain-containing protein 1 B-like. The transcript is spliced from 6 exons. The record is from RefSeq and is a predicted model, not a curated record. Lineage: Eukaryota; Metazoa; Chordata; Amphibia; Anura; Bufonidae. The coding region runs from base 351 to 905 and encodes 184 amino acids.
CCUGACCCUGCUCCGAUGCUCCCUAGAAUUCAAUUUCUGGUUGUAAUACAGGGGGAAAGCGAUUGUUAAAAUUAGAGCUUGUGGCAGCUGUGGCGGAGAACACCAUGCACAUUUGAAGCCCAAUGUGGGGGAUUACGCAGCUUGUGCUGACAACUGUAGAGGCUAUGGGCUGAAAUCAUGAAUGGAAACCCCGAGAAGUGACCCUAUUUUGGAAAUUCUGCCCCUCAGGCACUCCAAAAGGUGACCUUUCCUACUUAAUGGCCGUUGAAUAGUUUUAGGUCUUCUCGGGCCUGGAAAACAAAAAUUUACAAAAUACUUCUAUUACAGGUUGCUUUAUAUGGCAUCUAACGAUGCCCGCAUGUGCUGCCAUCAAUUGCACAAGCCGACAGACCCGUGGAUGUGGCAAGUCAUUUCACCGGUUUCCACAUGGACGGCCAGAAAUUCUGAAAAAAUGGGUAACAAACAUGCGACGUGAUACCUUUAAACCAUCUUCAAAAGCGGUUCUGUGCUCUGACCAUUUUGAGGAAUGCUGCUUUGACAGGACUGGUCAGACCAUUCGGCUGAGGGUGGAUGCUGUGCCAACUGUGUUUGCUUUCCCUGGGAAAGCAAGAAAGGAUCGAAAAUCACAAAUCUUUGCACCAGUGCUUGAAGAUGUUGAGGACAAGUUUUCCAUUCCAACCCAUUCAAUAACCGUGGAUACCCCUGCUCCAGACCCUGUGAACAAACGUGUUACAGUGGAACAUGACUAUUGUAUUACAGACAGUCCUAAGGCUUUAAAAAGGAGGCUUGAUGAAGCUUUAAGCAGUCUUCACAAUGUCAAAAGAAGGCUGAAGAUCACCCAGCAGAAGUUCAGGAGGCUGAAAUUCAAGGUUCAGUCACUUGACUUAACUGAAGAUCCCGUGUAGAGACACAACUCAAUUUUUCAGUUGUCCUUACAAAGUGUUAAAGUUGAUACUCUGCUUCAAAUGUAUCUAUAUGCAUUUGUUGAAAAAGCUCCAUAGUAAGGCUAUGUGUUUACAGAGUUUUUUUAUACUUUUUAUCCCUUUCAUAUUUGCGCUGUGGAUCAACCUGUCAAGCUUCUUGAAGGAGAGUAAAGAAAAUGGUAUAUAGUGUUUAAUUUCCAUGAUCUCUAUUUAAUAAUGCCCCUUUGCUGCUACAAUGGAUUCUGAACCACGUUUUCCAUCUUAGCUGUGUGAAGAAGGAUACAUCUUAAAAAAUAUAUCUUACAAGUAAAGGCAUUUUACACUCCUUUUUUAAGCAGUACUGUGUAUACCAUGAAACCGGCAAUGAACAACAGAGCCUAAAAUGUGAAUAGUGGCAAGAGUCAAGAAUAUUUUUCUGUCUUCGGUUUCCCUGACAGCAGAGUGAGAAAAGUGUAUGGGCUUCAAGGUAUGAUUUUGAGGGCCUGCAAUGUUUGCAGUUGGUGGUUUCGGAAAAAACUUUCAGAUAAAUUUAAUUCAGUGAAAGCCUAGGUUAAAUUUUUAUAUAAUUGUCCAACAUGAAAAUUUGAUCAACCUUGCUCGUUGGAAAAUUUCUUACAGUUUUGUGUUUCUAGGUCCCAGGGAGACGUAUAGAAGCUUGAGAUUUUUGUAUAUGUGGCGGUUUAAGUUUUGGGCUACCAUAAUUAUUUAGCUGC